This is a messenger RNA of Porites evermanni, 5690 nucleotides long. The record is from the annotation of a GenBank genome assembly. Lineage: Eukaryota; Metazoa; Cnidaria; Anthozoa; Scleractinia; Poritidae.
AUGAGAAAUACUGUACAUGAUAAGUGGUUCUCCUCUUACUUGGAAGGUGAAACUCAAACGACGCAAAUUGAUUCCUUUAUAUCUAGAAGAAAAAAAUACUACUUGCUGUGUGCCGCAAGGCUCCGUCCUAGGCCCAUUACUCUUCCUAAUCUACGUCAACGACACUCAAGAAUCCUCUGACAAAUUUAAUUUUUUUUAUUUGCUGACGAAACGAAUGCCGUAUAUGCUGACAAAAAUCUCAAGUCCCUUGAGUCGACUGUAAAUCAAGAACUCUGCACGUUGUUCGAUUGGUUAACGGCAAAUAAACUAACCUUCAAUAUUAAAAAAAACAAAUUUUGUCAUUUUUUAGACCAGCUCAGAGAAAACUUCCUAUCACCCUAAAAUAAUGAUAUUCGAUAAUAGGGAACUUAACAACCACGACGACGGCCGGAAGUGAGUUACAGAGUACUGCGCAAGCGCGACCAGUAAAUUUCGUUGUCGUGGUGUCGUCGACGACGCCAAACAAAGUAGAAUCACGUCGUCCUGCAAUACACAAGCUUCGGCAGAUAUAAAUCCACUGUUUUAAGCGAUUUUUGAAUUCCUUAUCAUUUUCUUAUCCUCAUAAAUCCAGGCAUCGUUCCUUUUUUCUCCUAACAAGCGAUGUUGUUUGAAAUUCGACUAAUGACAACAUUUCUUCUUGUGGAAGAAUGACAACAGCUGUGGAGGCGGAGCGAGCGAACUAGUAAGUGAUACAUUUAUUUGUCCGUAUUUAGGUAAGGCAAAUCAUUUAUCUUUAACAUAGAAGAAAUAAACUCUGUAUGGAAAACAGCUAUCACAUCAGAAUGUCUCUUUUUCCAAAUCUAAACUCUGACAGACACUCGGACUCAGUCAUCUCAUUCAGGUUGAAAGUUGAAUAAUCUUGGUACGGAAAGCAGGUGUUUUUCCACUCGAAAAGGUCAGGCAACACAGAAAAAUUUUUAAUCGUCAAUGAAAUUAGACGUACGGCUAAAAAAUAAGAUCUUGCAUCGUUUUAAAAGACGCCAUUGCGAAAAACUUCGUUGCGAACGAACAUCACAGUUUUACAUUUGUGUUAACAUUCAGCGUCGUCGUCAUCGACCUACCCACCGACUGUAUCUUAAGUUUCCUUCUCCUGCCGAAAACGACGUUCUCGUUCCAGUCUUUCCCAGUUAACAGACGUCGUCGUCGUGGUUCUUAAGUUCCCUAAUGAUCAAAAUAAAUGUGGAAUAUUCUGGUUGACGGAUUAUAAUGAAAUUCUUCAACAGGCACAAGUCACAUCUUUUGUUGGCGCUGUUGUAUGGUCUGGCCCUGGCUAAAAUGUUCCAUGAAAUGGUGUGAUCGAUGUUGUUGUCCUUCAAGGUCCAAAUGUGUUUGCUGAGUUCAGUAGAUUUUCUAGAGUAUGUAUGCAUGUACGUAUGUAUGUAUGUAUGUAUGGUAUUAUUCCAACAAUCAUACCUGGUUGAGGAAUAAGCAAAUUAGUAACAAAGAAAGAUGUGUCUACCAAAGAGUUUGCUGCAGCCGGAUAACUAGAUAUUUACCAUUUGAGAAUAGAAGAUACCUAGGCAAAUCUCGACCUUAUUAGAAAGAUGACUCAGCCGAUGCUUCAACACCCCGUGAAGGGCAUUACCCUGGCCAGUCAACGAUCAGUUUUCUUCCAGUGAUAGACUUGGAACCCACUGAUAUGACGUGGGUAUAUUCCACACUUUCAUUCAUGUGGACACGCAAGGCAUUCCAGCGUGACACCAAUAUUGCAACAUUUGAUGAGCCCCUUUAGUGGAAGGCAAUGAUCAUCAUCACAAAUGAACAUUCUAGUUAAUGUGAAUAACAUAUGACGAAUACCAGGAGCACGUGGCCCGUGGUUUCAUUGCUAUAUCCGAACGACAUUUCAGUUUCUUUCAACACUGAUGGAGUUGCAGUUUUCCGCAGCUCUAAGAAGGGGGAAUUGUGGCAACUGUACUUUGUUAUCAACGAGCUAUCCACCAGAAUAAGGUAAACAAAUAAAAUGAUAUUAUUUCAAGACAAGAUGACCGUGACGGCUGGCUCAAUUUAGUGAAUGGUGGAUUUAACCCUUGGAUUUAGCGCUUUGCCAAAGCCUUACCCAACCACUUUUCAACUACUUUCAAUUGAAUUUAAAAUAUGUAUUUAUUGUUCAUUAUACUUAAAUAACACACAAAUCUAAUGAAAAAUUCUUUGUGUAUGUGUCUCGUAGGAUGUCCCCCAAAAAUAUGUCGACGUGUGGGUUAUGGUACGCACCUAGUAAACCAAAUAUGCAGGUGUAGCUGAAAAAACUUGUGGACGAAAUAAACAAUAUUUAUGAACGCGGUUACUAUUGUUAUAUCUAGGGUAAUGCACUUAUUUCCUCUCACUUGAAGCGCCAUGGAAACUCUAGCUUAGCCGGACGGAAUUGUUCCAGGAAGUGUCAUGCUCAAUUUUCCAAGCCGUUAAACCGUAUGGUGUUUUUCUAGUGGGUGUAGAGAUGAAGAUAAAGGAAGGUGUGGUCUGAAAUGCUUAAUAUCAUCAACGUGCACAUCAGAGCUGGGAUAUCACUCUCUGCUAUUGAUUAAGCGAAUAUGAGUUGUUUUCAGCCGUUUAUUUAUUUGUUAUUGUUCAUUCAAGGAUUCAACUUCACUACAAGUAGUGGUACACAGGUUUGCAGCGCAAUGCUCAUGCUUUCGCCAGACGAUCUACCAGUGCAGGCAAAGGUUUGCCAAGACAGCAUUUCACCCAGUUGGUAAGGACGAGAAGGGCAGCCGAGAAAUGACCUCUGGCCACCACCUGAGGGAAUGGCUGAGCCUAUAUCAGAUGACAGGGAUCUCUUGGUGAAGAUGCAACACAAGAUGCAAUACUGGAGGGCCAUUUGCUUUUAGACAACUGAGUUGCACUGCACAGAUGUUUUUGAUUACUGCUUGAGAAAUCCUGGUCAUCUCAAGCAAGGAUUGCAGCCAAGAGAACGUGUAUGUCGCAUAGAGUUUUGAAACAAGUUCCACCCAGGGAAAAAACUGCACCAUGUUCCAGAAAUUGUGGAAGAUCAUAAUGGAGCUCUCCUCCUCUAGAUGCCACGUGACCAUUCACCUGUGGUUCAGCACUUUCGAUAACAAAAUAAUACAAUCUUGGAAGGCAACUAGCGAUGUGAACUUAAUUAUUUACAAUUCCCCUCUGGACAAUCCUAGCACAGAUGAUAUUAUAGCCAUAGAUGAUUGUGUGUGUGGAUAUGCUUGCAAGGAUAGCGAACCCACUGCUGCAACUGCUUAUCUCUUUAAGAACAUGGUGAAUGCUGUUGAUGCAGCUGAUGCAGACAAGGUGACAGGCAAGUCAAUGUCUGCUAAGAUGCUGAUAGUACUGACAGUAGGAUUAUGCUUGUUACACUGACCAAGCUGGUUUGACAUCCAAGAAGUGAAGGGGGAUGCUGAAUCUUGGAUUGACCGGUUUGUGGACUUUCUUUCUACUGAUGAGUGUAAUCAUUGUUUUACAGUCUGAAAACAAUAGCUACACUUGCAAAUUACAUUUGUAAAAAUUUUAUAAAACUGACCCUGAAACCAGACUCCAAACUAGAAUAAAGUGAGGUGACCCUGGCAUCAAUCGUCUGGACAAAAUCGCCAAACAACACGACACAGACUAGGACAAAGCUAUGACCUUACACGAUAAAUGGAUAGCAGAUAAAAAAGCAGGGGAAAAAAAAGGACUGAACACAUUGUAGAAACCAUCACGAAAGUCAAAAUUCAUGUGUAAGAUUUAAAGGAGGUUUGGUUGGGGCUGUGCUGCUAAAACUCUUCGAUUCUGACUCUGUUUAAGGCAAAAUGCAUUAAAAUUGCAAUCCUGGUUAGAACGCUAAAUAGCGAGACUGAAUACUUUUUUUAAGAUCGAAGAUCCCAUAAACCUAUUCUUGACUUGCCCGUGACGUCAUAGCAUAUUCCAUAUUUGGGGGCCACCAUGUUGGUGUACAGGUACUUACAGAAAACAUGGAGUCGGACUUCAAAGAAACGAAUGAAAAGGACGGCAGUUCUCAAUCUACGUCUCAAGAUCUCAUCCAACACUCACAAAACAUCGAGCAAUCUUUCCCAGCACUAUCAGAGUUUUAUAAAAGUUAAGAACCUCACGUAAAACGGCGACAUUUAGAGAAAAUAUCAGUGGUUGGGCUCGAUCCUGAAACACUUCUAGACGCAAAGCUUGACCCGGAAUGUUUGCCGCCAAUUGAGGCUAUGGACCUAUUCAGUUAUCUUGUUAUGGACACCAGCUUUUAUACCAAAGAGCAGUUUAAGGCCUCUAAAAACCUAGAAUCGUUUAAUUUUUUGGUAUCCGGUUUUAUUACAAAUGCUCAAGAAGUCAAAAUAUCGGACAAAUAUGUCGUGACUGGAAAGCUUCGACAUAAUCAGAGAAUGAACAAUCCUUUGCCGCCCAUCUCAGUGAUUUCUUCAAAUGAAGGAAACGUUUUGUCGGCUCAUUGUAUGGGCCGCAAAUCUGGCCUGGCUGAACCUUGUUUCCAUGUUGCAGGUGCAUUAUUUUACACUGAGGCCUGGCCAAGGCCAAUUUCCACACAAAUGAAGUCCUACUGGAUUAUCCCUUCAUACGUGAAGGAAGUGUCUUAUGCCCCCAUCAGUGAAAUAAAUUUUAAAUCUGCUCGUAGGCUCAAGCAAGAUCUCGAUCAUGCUAUUAACUCCAACCCAAGCACUGCAUCGAACACUUGUACGCCACCUAGGGCAAUAACUCAUAACAAUGAUAGCAAAGUCCCUGGGAUUUCUCCAACCGAUGAAGAAAUGGAAAUUUUGAGUUUCAUGCACUCUCACGCAGAUCAGUUUAUCUUCAAAAGCAGGAAUAUUCCUACAGUUCCUGAUCUCUUCUCCUCAGAUAACCUUGAGCUUUUCUAUCCUGACCCGUUUAAUGAGGGCAAUGAAGUGGAACUAAAAAUAACACCUGACAGGAAACAAGGGAGCAAUGUAGAGCAGCAAGUUGGGCUGGGCGAGUUAGGGCAUCUGUGAGUGAUGCAGUGGCUCAUUUAAAUCCUUUACAACCUUCUCAGUCAUUGAUUAAGUCAAUUUGCUACCCUAGCCUUUUCAGUGCGACGACUAAAGCAACUGCCAAUGGUAUUAAGUAUGAAAGCGAAGCAGUUAGAGCUUAUGCUGAAGAAAUGAAGGUCAAAAAUAUCAACUUCAAGGUCACAACUAAAAGGUAUUGUUGCAGUUAUUGUUGACUUUAAUCUUGACAGACUGAAACGCUACCAACACAAAGGCAAAUUAUUCAGCGAUCUGGAGGCAGAACAUGGACUCGAAUGUUUGAUCACCAAACCAACAAGAAUUGCCAGAAAGGUACAAUAACAAGUAGUACCUUAACUGAUGUGCUGAUCGACCUGAUCUCUUCGAGAAGUGUGGUGUCUACAAUGUGGCUCUAACCAAUCAUAUGUUAGUAAACGGUUUGAUGAAGGAGAAAGUUAAUCGCAAUUCCAAAAAGGUAAUCACCUUCAGGAGUUACAAGAACUGUGAUUUGGAUAAGUUUUUUUGUCACCAAGUUAACGUUUGAUUGACACACUUGCAUCAUGAAAGCAAUGCAUAAGUGUCAAAGUAAACAAGUUCGAUUUACCAUAGUAAACUUUAUCUACUUUUUUUAAAACUAUAGUUAAGGCUUUUCACAACACUAAACUCUCAAGAGAAGGUUUUUUAAGGAGGCCUUGGAAGAAAUUAUUGAAAACCCCAACGUGA